UGAGAUUUCCAGUAAAAACUUACUCGAGUCCGUGCUGAAGAAUGCGAACAAGGUGAAGAAUGCGAACAAGCUCCGCGCCUGGUGCCGUUCGCCCGGGUCGUGCUGCGGGUUCCGCUGGAGCCCCGGUCGAGUCGCGGAUGGGGGGGCAGUCUCGGCUGUGAGAGGGGCAAAAAAGAAACACUGCAAAGCCAUGAUCUCUUCGUCCAACAGCACUACACCUGGCUCCACGGUGGAGACGACAUACAACACACCUCCAUCAAAGUGCGUCCUGGGAGCCCUCCCCGUGAUUUACUACAGCGCCCUCCUCUGUGUGGGAGUACCAGUGAACAUCCUGACGGUGGUGGUGCUGUCCCGUCUGGCGGCCCGGACCAAGAAGGCGCUGUACGUCUACCUGCAGGCGCUGACGGGCUCCGACAUCCUCACCCAGCUCUUCAUCAUCUUCGUGGGCUUCCUCCUGGAGACGGCCAUCUUCCACCGGGAGGUUCCCCAGUUGCUGCUCCACUCCGUCAGCAUCCUGGAGUUCGGCGCCAACCACGCCUCCAUCUGGUCAGCGGUGCCGCUGACGGUGGACCGCUACUUGGCGCUGUGCCACCCCCUGCAGCACCGCCGGAUCAGCUACCCGGCCAGGGCGCGCCGCAUCAUUGCCGUCGUCUUUGCUCUGGCGCUGGUGUCCGGUGUUCCCUUCUUCUGGUGGUCGGACAUGUGGCGUGUGAGCGGCCCGCCCACGGCCCUGGACCGCGCCCUCAUCUGGACGCACGUCACCAUCAUCUACUUCCUGCCCUGCAGCAUCUUUCUGACGCUCAAUGCGCUCAUCCUCCGCCGGCUUAGAGUGCGCCAGAGGCAGCAGUGCCAGGAUGGGCGCUCCGGCGGCCAGCAGGGGGCAUCGUCAUACCAUCUGGGCAAGACCACUGCAAUGCUGCUGGCCGUGACCUCUGUGUUCUCGGUGCUCUGGGCGCCGCGCACUGUGGUGGUGCUCUACCACCUGCACGUGUCCUCCGUGCACGGGGACUGGCGCGUGCACCUGGCGUACGACCUGGCAAACAUGCUGGCCAUGCUCAACACGGCAGUGAAUUUCUUCCUGUACUGCUUCGUGAGCCGGCCAUUCCGUGCGGCCGUCAGGGACGUGCUGUUGCUGAAGGGGGUGCUGCUGUGCCCGCGCCGUGCCCUCCGCCACCAGCAUGCAGCUGCCAACGUCUCCACCUCCUCGCUCUCCAGCAGCCACAAGCGGCACCUCCGCCCCAGCACCAAGCCGCACCAGGGCGACUCCAUGGCCCAACCUCCUUCCACUUCAUAGAUUGUUUGAUCAUGUGACCUAAUCUCCUCCCAUUUCAAAGGCUAUGGCUGCUCAUAAUACCCAAACCCCUCCCAAAUCUUAGGCUACCUUUGAUCAUAUGACAUAAACCCCUCCCAAAUCUUAGGCUACCAUUGAUCAUAUGACAUAAAUCCCUCCCACUUCUUGAGAUAUCUUUGAUCAUAUGACAUAAACUCCUCCCAAAUCUUAGGCCACCUUUGAUCAUAUGACAUAAACCCCUCCCACUUCUUAGGCUACCUUUGAUCAGAUGACAUAAACCCCUCCCACUUCUUAGGCUACCUUUGAUCAAAUUACAUAAACCCCUCCCACUUCCUAGGCUACCUUUGAUCAUAUGACAUAAACCCCUCCCACUUCUUUGGCUAUGUUUCAUCAUAUGACAUAAACCCCUCCCACUUCUUAGGCUACCUUUGAUCAGAUGACAUAAACCCCUCCCACUUCUUAGGCUAUGUUUCAUCAUAUGACCUAAGCCCCUCCCACUUCUUAGGCUAUGUUUCAUCAUAUGACCUAAGCCCCUCCCACUUCUUAGGCUCUAUUUGCCCAUGUGACCAAACUCCGCCCCCACCAUCUCAGGCCAUGUGAACCGCAUGUCCCAGCCUCUGUACACUCCUUGGUUUACAAAUUCAGAGACUUGGAUGGAAUCUCUGCUCAUCCUUAGCGUAGCUUCAUAACUCACCACAGAGACCUCAAGUGGACCCGGAUCACUUUUGUACUGAUUAACGUACAAUAUUUAUUUUAUCCUCAGUGGGGAUUACAAGCCAGAAUACGCCGUGUUUAUGUCUCGUCCUGUUGCUUUUUCCCAGUACGUGGGAGUGAUGUGUUCCAAGGUAUUCUUGAUGCAGUACAAAUGGGACAUAUGGACACUGUUUUUGUUUUAUUUGGCUGAAGAACGCUUUGCACUGUAGCUUUAACGGGAGUGGGGGUCAGUUUGCUGAGUAUUUAUCUUAUUCCUGUCACCUGGGCCCUUCCUUCGCCAGUGAUCCACACUGUUAAAAAUUUCCAUUCCAGUAAUGAUGUCACCGGCCCAUGCAGCCCUGGCUGCCGCUGUCGGUCGGCAGUAAGGAAUCCUACGCACUGAAGUCUGAUCAUAUAUUCCUUCAUUUAUAAUAUAGAAGAUAGAGGUAGAGAGAAAGGAUGAUGUGAGUGAGGGAUACAGGGGGGGGAAAAGCCCUAAUAACGGACAGCUAAGCUAGGGGGGGGGAAGUAGGCUGUGUUUACUCUCCCGAACCACGGCUCGAUGGCCUUUGAAGUCGUCCAGGUCACAGAGCAAACACUCCUGCCGCUUCGCUGAGCAGCCAAAACGCCGGCCCCUGUAUCCGAGAGUGCCGGCCCCCCUGUCCGAGAGUGCCGGCCCCCGUGUCCAAAGGCGUCCCCGCGUCCGAGAGUGCCGGCCCCCGUGUCUGAGAAUGGCGGCCCCCAUGUCCGAGGGCGGUGGGCUCCACACCGGUACAUUUCCAUCGGGUCACCACUGGCUCUGGGCCUUUAAUGUGCGACGCCGGACCUUUAACCCUCAAACAAACCUCGCGCUUCGCAGCCCUUUCUGGGUGACUGUUUGCUGAGUGCCAGGUUUUGCCCUCGAUUCUUCAGGCACAGACAAGUCGUCUCCUUUUCUUACGUUUUACAAACUGCAGUUUUAAUAAGGAGAAACUGGACUCUGGGAUUUGCAGCCAUAGACACUGGAGUGUGAAACCUUCUCGCAGUGACACACCAGCCGUCUGCCUUAUAGAUUGCAGACCCCCUCCCCCCCCAUGGUCCUGACAAGGAUAAGCAGUUAGUAAAUGGAUGGAUGGAUGGAUGGAUGGAUGGUAUACAUAGUACUGAUGCGUUCAGUUAGAUCAGUGUUUCCCAACUGGAUCCUCGAGAACCCACAGACGUUCCGCGUUUUUGUCGACUGUCCCUGAGAACUGGAUCAGGAAACGCUGUGUUAAAUUCCGGAAUACAGCUCCCUUCGGAUGUCUUCUAAUUUAUCACAUCAUUUACUUUGAAACCACCCCCUCCUUCUCUUCUCCAGUAUGGGGAGCAAUUCUGGGCUCAAAUGUCCGCAACGGCACCAUGGUGUGAAUUCCAUCUGCAGCCAUUUACGGGAACACAGUAACCGAUAAGUCGGGUUACCGCAGCGGAGUGCCGCAGACGUGUUUGAGUGCAUGGUGGCCUGUACCGGGCUGGGAGGAUGCGGAGGACGGCCUGCAAGGGGCUCAGGGCUCAGCCCAUUCCAUCUACUGCAGCUGAACGCGGCCUUUUUCAGACUCGGGCGCGAUAAGCAGACACGUGCUUUCACUGGUAUAAAACGUCCGUUAUCUGCAUUCUGGUUCCAGCCCGGGGGCAGACGAUUAGAUUACCGUGCUGUUUAGUGAAUUGCAAUCCAAAGCAAUUUAUGCUGUCAUGUAACUGCAGUUCAUUUGUAGAUUUAUUAGAUAAUAUAUCUGUUUCUGAGUGGAUUAACUCUGCUUAACUGCCGUACGGAAGGAGCUACGAGCAGGGCUUCGGGAGAACCUUCUGAGAGCGGCGCUUCGGGAGAACCUUCUGAGAGCGGGGCUUCGGGAGAACCUUCUGAGAGCGGGGCUUCGGGAGAACCUUCUGAGAGCGGGGCUUCGGGAGAACCUUCUGAGUCCAUGCUUUGAUUCCUUGGGUAUUGCACCCCCUGCUGGCCCUCAGUCGCCAACACAGAGGCUCAUCCAUGCCCUCCAGUCUGAUCUUUUGUUUUGGGGCACCUCUCUCAACUCUCUAGUGUUGGGGGGAAAAGGGACAGAAAAAUCUAGAAAAUGUACAUAUGACAGAAAGACAGGGGUAAGAGUGACCUGAGUUCAGGGGGGGCUUGGUGUGUCGCUGGUAGGGGGGCAGGCGUGCGACAUGUUGCUUGUUGAUAAUGACACAGUAAUGAGAUAUGAGAUAAUAGGCGGUGUCACAUGUACUCGGUAAAGAGGUUUGGAGAAUCGAUGGGUUAUACACGUCUAAUGGCCUCCCCGUGUGCCUCUACCCCGGACACCAGGCUGACACGUAUGUCCAGCCUCAUACCCCCUGAGAAUAAGAUGUGUUUGUGUCCUUCUGUUAAGUCACCUUCAUGCAGCAGCUAAUUAAGUGAUACGUGCUCAGCUCGACCCCCCUUCCGGAAGGAACUCCGGUUUAUCUCCCCUGCACGUUGCUUUUCUGUAGUAAAGUGUCCUUGUUACCCUAAAUGUCUGCAGUCCCUGAUGCAGCCUCCAUUCCCAAUGGCACAGUUACACACAAUAAUGGGGAUUUUACAUUAUGUUUGUGUUUAUAACACAGAUGAUGUACUUUUAUACUGAAAUAAAAUCAGCAUCCAACA
Molecule: messenger RNA, 4616 nt
Organism: Paramormyrops kingsleyae
Lineage: Eukaryota; Metazoa; Chordata; Actinopteri; Osteoglossiformes; Mormyridae
Gene: gpr142
Product: G protein-coupled receptor 142
Biological process (GO): G protein-coupled receptor signaling pathway
Cellular component (GO): plasma membrane
Molecular function (GO): G protein-coupled receptor activity
Source: RefSeq, a predicted model, not a curated record